CUGGCGUAGGACGCUCUCCACUUUCACUCUCGCUCUCUCCCCGCGCGACUUCUCUCUUGAAGUCCUAGCAAAGCGUAGCGCGCCAAAAAAAGCGCGCGCAAAAACAAAAAGCCAACUAACGGGACAAAAGUCGCGCGCGACUCGUAAGCUUGUUUACUUUGCCAUUAUAAAUCCGGCGCGCGCUUUGUUUGUGUUUGUGUUGAUUGCCCAAGAAAUAACAGGAACAAAAGCUAGUAAAACAAACGGGAAUUUGCAAAAACGGAAGCGUAAGAGGAAAAGUGUUGCAUUUCCGUCGCUCCGUCGAGUUGGUGUUUGCUGCUGCCAUUUGCUGUUGCCGUUAGUCUCUCCAUUGCCGUUAGCAUCUUGGUCGCGGCAAAAUGGCCGCAGGUGUUGCCCAAAAAAAUAAAAUAAAGUACAGGCGAACUUCUCCAAGUAACACCUCCGUUUGAAAUAUAGCUUAAAACUUUUGAAUGAUAUUGCAAAAGCUGAUCCUCAUAUAAUUUACCAGUGCUAAAACGCGUGUGCUUCCGCACUAGGAAACUUACUUCAUUUUUUAAUCGUUAAGCAGCAACAAUAGCAGAGAACUCGAAGCGAUUGGCAAUUAGCGAUAAACGAUAUCCCAGAAACGAUAAACGAAAUCAAAAACUGAUCAGCAGCCCCGGCAAUCUGCUAAAAAUGCUUAAAAUGCCGCUGCAGUUGAGCAGUCAAGAUGGCAUUUGGCCCCAUCAGGGGAAACAGCAACAACUUCAGCAGCGACAGCGACAGCGCCAACAACAACAGGCUUAUCAUCAUCUGGACCAAAAGCAAAAACAAGUGUUCCAAGGACGUUCGCCGGCGUUGCUGCCAGUGAUGCUGCUCCUCAUGAUGGCCACGCUCCUCACGCGUCCACUGAGCGCCUAUUCCAACCGAUUGUCGGACACGAAGCUGCACGAGAUCUAUCUGGACGACAAGGAGAUCAAGCUGAGCUGGAUGGUGGACUGGUACAAGCAGGAGGUGCUAUUCCACCUGCAGAACGCGUUCAACGAGCAGCACCGCUGGUUCUAUCUGGGAUUCUCGAAGCGCGGUGGCCUGGCCGAUGCGGACAUUUGUUUCUUCGAGAACCAGAACGGGUUCUUCAACGCGGUGACCGACACGUACACCAGUCCGGAUGGGCGGUGGGUGCGGCGGGACUAUCAGCAGGACUGCGAGGUCUUCAAAAUGGACGAGUUCACGCUGGCCUUCAGGCGCAAGUUCGACACCUGCGAUCCGCUGGACCUGCGACUGCACGAGGGCACCAUGUACGUGGUCUGGGCCCGCGGUGAAACGGAGCUGGCCCUGGAGGACCACCAAUUCGCCCUGCCCAAUGUGACUGCUCCCCACGAGGCGGGUGUGAAGAUGCUCCAGUUGCUCCGGGCCGACAAGAUACUUAUACCCGAGACCGAUCUGGACCACAUAGAGAUCACCCUGAAGGAGGCGCCCGUUCCCGACCGCGAGACGACCUACUGGUGCCACGUGCAGCGCCUGGAGGGCGAUCUCCAGCGACGCCACCACAUCGUGCAGUUCGAGCCGCUGAUCCGGACGCCGGGCAUCGUGCACCACAUGGAGGUGUUCCACUGCGAGACCGGCGAGCUGGACGAGAUUCCCCUGUACAAUGGCGACUGCGAGCAGCUGCCGCCGCGGGCCAAGGUCUGCUCCAAGGUUAUGGUGCUGUGGGCCAUGGGCGCCGGCACCUUCACCUAUCCCCCGGAGGCCGGUCUGCCUGUCGGCGGACCCGGCUUCAAUCCCUACGUCCGGCUGGAGGUUCACUUCAAUAAUCCGGAGAAACAGGCUGGUUUGAUUGACAACUCGGGCUUCCGCAUCAAGAUGUCGAAGACACUGCGUCAAUAUGACGCCGCCGUAAUGGAACUGGGCCUGGAGUACACCGACAAGAUGGCCAUACCGCCCGGCCAGACCGCCUUCCCGCUGAGCGGCUACUGCGUGGCGGACUGCACCCGUGCCGCUCUGCCGGCCACGGGCAUCAUUGUCUUCGGCUCCCAACUGCACACCCAUCUGCGCGGUGUCCGCGUCCUCACCCGACACUUCCGCGGCGAACAGGAGCUGCGGGAGCUGAACCGCGACGACUUCUACUCGCACCACUUCCAGGAGAUGCGCACCCUGCACUACAAGCCACGUGUCCUGCCGGGCGACGCCUUGGUGACCACUUGCUACUACAACACGAAGAAUGACAAGACCGCCGCCCUCGGGGGAUUCUCCAUCAGCGACGAGAUGUGCGUCAACUACAUCCACUACUACCCGGCCACCAAACUGGAGGUCUGCAAGAGUUCCGUAUCAGAGGAGACGCUCGAGAACUACUUCAUCUACAUGAAACGCACGGAGCAUCAGCAUGGCGUGCACCUGAACGGAGCCAGGUCGUCCAACUACCGGAGCAUCGAGUGGACUCAGCCCCGUGUCGACCAGCUGUACACCAUGUACAUCCAGGAGCCGCUCAGCAUGCAGUGCAACAGGUCCGAUGGCACUCGCUUCGAGGGGCGUGGCAGCUGGGAGGGUGUGGCGGCGACGCCCGUGCAAAUCCGCAUACCCAUCCACCGCAAACUGUGCCCCAACUACAAUCCGCUGUGGCUGAAGCCGUUGGAGAAGGGCGAGUGCGAUUUGCUUGGGGAGUGCAUCUAUUAGGGCCCUGUGCAUUGGGCAUUGGGCAUUGGGCAUAAGGCAUUAGGCGGAGGGCGUAAUCCCAAUGGCUGGCAAUGGGGGCGUGGCAAAAGGCACACAUACAGAAGACAGACAACAGCACACACAACAGCACACACAUCAGCACACACAUCAGCACACGCACACACGUAAUGAUUAUACGGGGAUCUUAACUUCAACAGUCGUAUUUCCAUAACCUGAACUAAAUCAUGUUUCAUUUUGUAACUUUAAAGUUUUUAUAAACUCAAUUUUUGUUUGCACAAAAUUCUGUUUUAAUCUGUUAACACACUUCUUUGAGAUACAAUGCUCUCAUGUGAAAUAAAUCCCAUGAUGAUUUUCAAAAACAAAUGAUACAAAAAAAAAUAAUUUAAAAACGGAAUGAGCUCCUAGUUUUGUUUGGUUUUUAAAUGACUUAGCAAAUUAAAAAACCAAAACUAAAGAAAAAAUCGAAAUCGAGAUCGCCUUGUUAUUUAUCAGAAGAAAAUUCUUUAAUCGUUACAAUUAAUACGGUGCUUGUUAUAAGUUUUCUGUAGUUAGGUUGCACUGUUAGUGUUUGAAAUACACAACCAUGUUCUUAAGAACUUAUUUAUAUUUUAUGUGAUAGGCUUAAGCUGCAAAAACCGAAUUUUUAUGGGCUAUGGAAGUUCGACUGUAGUCGCUCGGUAUUUACCCGUUCAUCUGGAUCGCCAUUAGCAUUAUCAACGUCCUUUUUGUGGGCUUGUGUGUGAGUGCGUGUGUGUGUGUGUGGGGCCAAAGUGAAAGCGCAAGGGCAACAGGCCAAAACAAAUGUUUUCACUCUUUAAAUAACUAAUGCAUUUACCAAUCCCGCCCAUGUUUUUCCCCCUUUUGCUUUUGCUUUUGCUUUCGCCUUUGCCUUUGCCUUUGUCUUGUGUUUGAGUUUGAGUUUGUGUUCGUGCCCUUUGCCCUUGUUGUCUUGGCCAGCCUUUGAAAUUUGCCGACUGACAGCGCCGCCAGGCUAAAACGUUUAACACAAAGCAGCUUACAAGGCAUGGCCCACACACACAAACUCACGCACACACGCAGAGAGAUACAAGCACACACACUAACGCACCCGCACUGAACUGGGCUCAGACUAAAUUGUAGCAUACUUCUCGGCGGCAGCUGAAAAAUUAAAAGGCCAACUGACUGAAUGGAACGGAACGGACUUAAAUGAACGAGACAAACUGGCCGGAACCAAGAGGGCCAAGAAAAUGGGUUGACUGCGGACUGGGCACUGGGGACUGGGGGACUGUUUAUACAAUAUAAAUGAGCAAACUUUUGAUGCAACCCGACGUUGCCAAGUCUAAUUACCAAGAAGCGCGAAGAAGACGCGCCAAGGAGAAAGGGCGGACAAAAAUCUGAAAAAAAUAGGAAGAUUGCUAUUGGUAUAUAGCAUCUUAUUGGAAAUGUGGAAAGUUGGCACCACUUAGGAUGGGGGCAAGGGAUCAUGGGACAUGGUAGAUGGGCUACCAGCAGCCAGGAGCUUACCACAUGUACCCAUGUAUUUUUGAAUACCUAUCCCUCAAUAUUUCACUUUCAUCUAACUCACACAAAUGCACCCACGCACACAAACACACACACACACACACACACACAUAUACACUAAAUCUACAUUUGAGUAAACAUGUAAUGGAUACGUUUAAGUGUAGCCAACAUACAUAUGUAAGAUGUGAUAAUUGUUCUAUGGCUAUAAAAGAAAUAUAUAUACACAUGAAUAUAUAAACUAUGUAGAUGAAAUAUUUAUAAAAAACAAAAACGAAUCGAAAGCGAAACCAAAAAAAAAGUAAAAUGUAUAAUUUAUCUAAUAAAAACUGA
Molecule: messenger RNA, 4482 nt
Organism: Drosophila gunungcola (fruit fly)
Lineage: Eukaryota; Metazoa; Arthropoda; Insecta; Diptera; Drosophilidae
Gene: Tbh
Product: tyramine beta-hydroxylase
Exons: 9
Coding region: 676-2652 (658 amino acids)
Biological process (GO): octopamine biosynthetic process; dopamine catabolic process; norepinephrine biosynthetic process
Cellular component (GO): secretory granule membrane
Molecular function (GO): dopamine beta-monooxygenase activity; copper ion binding
Source: RefSeq, a predicted model, not a curated record